Messenger RNA from Thelazia callipaeda (thelaziosis nematode), 710 nucleotides. The record is from the annotation of a GenBank genome assembly. Lineage: Eukaryota; Metazoa; Nematoda; Chromadorea; Rhabditida; Thelaziidae.
AUGGCUUUAGCAGAAAUAAGCGGCACUCCAGCAAUUCUUAUUUUGAAUUCGCAUGCAUUAAACUUAACUUUGAAUUGGUUGUGUAAUGUAAAAACUUUUGCAAGUGUUCAUGAUCGAUUGAUCAUAUUUGCUUUCGACUACGUGGCCUUUGACGCAAUCUCAAAACUCUGGCCAAAAAUAAAAGUUUUACUUUGGCCAUUACCAGAAAUGGAUGUCAAGUUCAAAAGCGGUGAUGCACAUUAUCAAGUAUUUAUGUACUGGCGUGCUAAUUUAAGCGCAUAUUUGGCUAGUAUCAAACGUGAUUUUUGGAUGUUUCAAACAGAUACUUUAUGGCGUAAAAAUAUAUUUGAAGUGAUUAGUGAGUUUGAGCAGAAAAUUAAAGUUUGCUUUGUUUGGAUUAAAUUUGAUUGUAAUGGCAGUCUAGAUACUGAUAAACUGCUUGGUACAAAUGGAAAUCUCUUGUUUGAUCAAGAAGGCGAUCAGGGAUUAUUAGAUGGUAUGGUUGCUGGAGGUUAUUUCUUUGUCAAGGGUGACACAAGAUCAGAAUGCUUUUUUACAGAAGUUGCAAGACAGUUAAAAAAUUAUUAUGCCACUGAUAAUAAUAUUAUGACUGCAUUGUGUGCUAUAUCUUACUGUAAUAAUCAUUGCUAUUUCAUACCCAUAAGGUUUGUAAGAUUUAAGACAAAAGUAAAGGUUAGCACUGAAUAAAU